Molecule: messenger RNA, 2518 nt
Organism: Arachis ipaensis
Lineage: Eukaryota; Viridiplantae; Streptophyta; Magnoliopsida; Fabales; Fabaceae
Product: putative receptor protein kinase ZmPK1
Biological process (GO): protein phosphorylation; recognition of pollen
Molecular function (GO): protein serine/threonine kinase activity; ATP binding
Source: RefSeq, a predicted model, not a curated record
GUCAGCCACCAAUAGUUUUAUUUAUAGUUGAUAAAACCCGUUCAUAAGCUUUCUCUAUAGCUUACAUAGCAUGAACAUGGCUUCCUCAGCCUUAAUGUUAUUUCUUCUAGUCUUGUAUUUUUCAUUUCAAUUCUCAUCUUCUUUAGAUGCACUGAACAAAGGCUUCUCCUCUCUCUCAGUGGAGAAAGCUGAACAAGAUAUCAUUGUUUCAGAAAAUGGCAUGUUCUCCGCCGGCUUCUUUGAAGUCGGUGGUAAUGCCUUCUCCUUCGCAAUAUGGUUCACUACAAGGCCUGAUUCCCAAAACAUUACAACUCCUACCGUUGUUUGGAUGGCAAAUCGCGACCAACCUGUCAAUGGAAAGCGCUCAAAGCUUUCUCUCUUGCACACCGGCAAUCUUGCUUUGGUAGAUGCAGGUCAGUUCCAAGUAUGGUCUACUGAGACGGAGUCAAAUGUUCCAACCGAGUUACGUCUCGGAAAUGAUGGCAAUCUUGUUCUACGAGAGCUGCCAGGAGGACAUAUUCUGUGGCAAAGUUUUGAUUUCCCAACGGACACUCUUCUUCCCGGACAACAUCUCACCAGAAGUACACAAUUAGUUUCUUCAAGAACAGAGAGUAACCAUUCCUCUGGUUUCUAUAAGUUCUCCUUUGAUGAUGGAAACGUUCUCACCCUUGUUUAUGAUGGCCCUGAUGUGUCAAGCACUUAUUGGCCCUCUCCUGCGAUCACAGUUUGGCAAGCUGGAAGGUUUACUUACAAUAGUAGCAGAAUUGCGGUGCUAAAUCCUCUUGGAGCUUUUGAUUCAUCGGAUAAUUAUAAUAAAAGAACAUCUGAUUAUGGCGCGGUGCUGCCUAGAAGGUUGACAAUCGAUCAUGAUGGAAAUCUUCGAGUGUAUAGCCAAGAUCUAUCCCAAAAAUGGUACGUCUCAUUGCAAGCCAUUUCUGACAGUUGCACCAUUCAUGGGAUUUGUGGUGCUAAUAGUGUUUGCAGAUUUGAUCUUAAAAAGGGAAGGAAGUGCUCAUGUGUUCCUGGAUACAAAGUAAAGAAUCAAAGUGAUUGGUCUUAUGGGUGUGAAUCCAUAUUUGCUGCUACAUCUAAUGAAAGUAAGUAUUCAUACGACAAUGGUGCGGGCGUGUUCAAGUGCUAUACAAAAACACAAUUGCUCAACGGACAUUUUCCAGGAGCCGCAGGAACUAUAACCUACUUGAAAGUGCCCAAAGGGAAGAGCUUUCCCACCAGCUAUGAAGACUCUGUCAUCAGAAACAGUGAUUGUUCUGUGAAAAUUCAUAGAGAGUAUUCAAAAAAGCAUGUAAGCCGUUUUGUGAGCUUCCUUUUGUGGUUUGCCACUGCAAUUGGAGUUCUUGAAGCGGCUUGCGUCUUUGUUGUUUUGUUCUUAAUCAGGAGCCAGCACAAUUCUAGCAUAGAUCCACAUGGCCAUCAUCUUGCAACUGUGGGAUUUAGAAAAUUUAGCUAUUCUGAGCUAAAAAAGGCCACAAAAGGAUUCAGCCAAGAGAUUGGAAGGGGUGCAGGAGGUAUUGUAUACAAAGCUAUUUUGUCGGAUCAAAGAAUUGCUGCUGUAAAGAAACUCAAUGAUGCUAUGCAAGGAGAAGGUGAAUUCCUUGCUGAAGUGAGCAUCAUUGGAAGGCUCAACCACAUGAACUUGAUUGAAAUGUGGGGUUAUUGCGCCGAGGGAAAGCAUCGGCUAUUGGUGUACGAGUACAUGGAAAAUGGUUCUUUGGCAGAUAACCUCUCAUCCAAUACACUUGAUUGGAGCAAGAGGUAUAACAUCGCUCUCGGAACAGCAAGAGGUUUGGCAUAUUUACAUGAAGAAUGCUUGGAAUGGAUUUUGCAUUGUGAUAUAAAACCUCAAAAUAUUCUCCUGGAUUCAAAUUAUCAACCCAAGGUUGCAGAUUUUGGAUUGUCCAAGUUAUUGAACAGGGAUGUUCUCAACAACGAUCGCAAUUUCUCAAUGAUAAGAGGAACUAGAGGGUAUAUGGCGCCUGAGUGGGUUUUCAACCUAGCAGUUACUUCCAAAGUGGAUGUUUAUAGCUAUGGAAUUGUUCUCUUGGAGAUGAUAACCGGAAAGAAUCCAGCAUCAGAUAUUCAAGCAAUUAAUGGAGACGAACCAUACAAUGGGAGGCUAGUAACAUGGGUGAGAGAGAAAAAGAGAGAAUGUGCAUCUUGGGUGGAGCAAAUAAUGGAUUCUGCACUAGGGUCAAAUUAUGAUGAGAAUAAGAUGGAAAUUUUGGCUAGAGUGGCAUUGGAUUGCAUAGAAGAGGACAAUGAACAAAGGCCUACCAUGAGCCAAGUCGUUGAAAUGCUUCAAAGCCAAGAUUGUGAUCCUAAUGGUGGAGCAUAAUAUUAAUCAAAUUAUGCUCAUCAAACACUAAAAGUUGGACUUUCUGAGAGGACAAAGAAAACUUAAUAAUACGUUAUUAUAUGUAAUCUAGCGUGUUAUAUUAAUUAUAUUAUCAGUACUUGUGCAUGUUAACUUUUUAAUAAAUAAGUUAUAAAAGUAUAAUCU